Messenger RNA from Doryrhamphus excisus (bluestripe pipefish), 2422 nucleotides. RefSeq names its product one cut domain family member 2-like. NCBI's taxonomy places the organism in Eukaryota, Metazoa, Chordata, Actinopteri, Syngnathiformes, Syngnathidae. Gene Ontology annotation, molecular function: RNA polymerase II cis-regulatory region sequence-specific DNA binding; DNA-binding transcription factor activity, RNA polymerase II-specific. Gene Ontology annotation, cellular component: nucleus. Gene Ontology annotation, biological process: regulation of transcription by RNA polymerase II. The record is from RefSeq and is a predicted model, not a curated record.
AUGGAGCUCACCAUGGAGAAUCUUCACAGCAUCUCCUCGCACUCCCAGGUGGGGGACCUCAUGAGCUCGCGGCCGUCGCCUUCCCCCAGCUCCACUCCACGGAAUCUGGUGUCCCACGCUCCUGGCGCGCGGUCAGCCAUGGUCUCCGGUAUGACCUCGAUCCUGGAGGGCUCCGGCGGGGACUACCGAAGUGAUCCGUCAGCGCUGUCCGGACACCUGCACCCGUCCAUCAGCAUGUGCGAGACCGGGAUGAGCCUUAGCAACACGUACACCACACUGGCCCCGCUGCAGCAUCUACCUCCGAUAUCCACCGUGUCGGAUAAGUUCCACCAUCCGCAUUCACACCACCACGCCGCAGCCCACCAGCGACUCUCCUCCGGGAACGUCAGUGGCAGCUUCACGCUAAUGCGGGACGAUCACCGCGGGCUGGCCCCCAUGGGCAAUCUAUACAAUCACUACCCCAAAGAGAUGUCCGGCAUGGGGCACGGCUCCCUCUCCCCGCUUCCGAGCGGUCUGGGCUCUUUGCACAACCCCCAGCAGCCGCUCUCGUCGUACGGCCCGAGCGCACACCUGUCAGCCGAAGCCAAGAUGCUUUCCCCGGUGUCAGGGUUCGAGUCUCACGCCUCCAUGCUGUCUCGAAGCGAACAGGAGCACCUGGCGAGGAGUUUAGGUGGCCACGGCCACAGCAUGAUAACCAACCUGAACGGCAUGCACCACCACCCGCACGGCCACCUUCACUCUCAGCCCGGCGGCGCCGUGAUGCUUGGAGACCGCGACAGGCACGGCCACGGCAGCGGCCAGGGGGUCGCAGGCUCGGGCAUACAGGCGGAGGAAAUCAACACAAAGGAAGUGGCUCAGAGGAUAACGGCCGAACUGAAGAGAUAUUCCAUCCCGCAGGCCAUAUUCGCCCAGAGGAUCUUGAGCCGGUCACAAGGGACUCUCUCAGACCUGCUCCGAAACCCCAAACCCUGGAGUAAGCUUAAAUCCGGUCGGGAGACCUUUAGGAGGAUGUGGAAGUGGCUGCAGGAGCCAGAGUUCCAGAGGAUGUCUGCCCUGAGGUUGGCGGCAUGUAAACGUAAGGAAGAGGACCGAGGACGGGAGCGCAACCAGGUGCCAAAGAAGCAGCGACUGGUCUUCACAGACCUGCAGCGUCGUACCUUGGUAGCCAUCUUCAGAGAGAACCGCAGGCCCUCCAAGGAGAUGCAGCUCACCAUCUCUCAUCAGCUGGGCCUGGAGCUCUCCACCGUCUCCAACUUCUUCAUGAACUCACGCCGCCGCUGUCCGGACCGUUGGGACGUGGAGGAGCACGGUCACGGGGUACAUGGCCAUGAGCACACUUCUCACAGACAUGGCAAUGCCAACUCCUCUCCCAUCCACCCUGGUACCUCAUCGGUCGCCACUUUCUCCAAGGCCUGAGGGAGAGAUGAGAGGUUGAACACAUUCAUGGAAGACGGAGGGGUUGUUUUUCAUGAAAGCAGUGAGCUACAGAGUGUGUAGUUGUUUGCUUCAGAUCUUAUUCAUCUGCUCAAAGUGCUUGCGACAUAUGCAGAUGAAUCAGAUUAUUUCUUUCAAACUGAAUGUUAAUAUCAGGGGUCAACUGUUCAUACCAAAGAUACCGUAGCUUGAAGCAAGUUGCUGUGUGGCUCACACCAAACCACAUUGUGGGUCUUUGUUUGGUAAAGAGGAUAAUAAUCAAAGCCAAGGCCUUGAGAGGAGGAAGGAGUUAUUUUCAUUUAGGUUUGGUGCUGGUUUGCUUGUUUUCAGGGUGUAAAAAAACCCAAAUAGCCACAAGAUGUUUUUCACAAUCAGACAGCAGAUGUGCCUGCUGGGCCACAAAUCACCACAACUAAUCAUUUCACUAACACACAAUGAAAAGUGUGAGUCAAGUGGUCCCUUGACCUGCGAACCACAUGGCUCCUCAAUACCUUCACCAUUGCAUGUGUGUGUAUCGUGUGUGCAUGCGUGCAACACUUCACAUACUAGCUGAAUGUAAUGAGUCGGCCGGCAAUAACACUGCCACCUGCUGUCUAUUUAAACCACAUCUUCUCGCAUGUUUGUGUCCAGUGAGGUCAGAGCUCCUAACUUGUGCGAGCGUCGCACAGAAACACAGUAAACGAAGUAAACACAAACCAAAGCGCUGACUUAGCAUUAUGCAUGAGUGUCGCUCCGCUAAAACCAAACACACAGAACCAAACUACCGUAUUCACUCAAAUAGUGGCUGCUGGUGUGUUUAUGAGGCAUUUUUCAAGGGAGGAGGAGACACUUUGGCUUCUUACUAUAAAACAAUAUACUGAUAUAAUCAUUUUUUAUGCAAAAUUAAAUAAUGUCAAUUCAUCAAAAUAAUAUAUCUUCUUCUUAAUUUAUUUCAGACAUGCAUACUAUGUUACAUUAUUCUUUCUCACAUAUACACUUACAAUACAAU